Manis pentadactyla (Chinese pangolin) is the source of this 1563-nucleotide messenger RNA. RefSeq names its product terminal nucleotidyltransferase 5D (gene TENT5D). Gene Ontology annotation, molecular function: RNA binding; poly(A) RNA polymerase activity. Gene Ontology annotation, biological process: mRNA stabilization. The coding region runs from base 328 to 1500 and encodes 390 amino acids. Lineage: Eukaryota; Metazoa; Chordata; Mammalia; Pholidota; Manidae. The transcript has a single exon. The record is from RefSeq and is a predicted model, not a curated record.
AAUGCUGUCAUAUUAUAUACAUGAAAAAGAUUGAGGAAGGCCUCCAUUUACAUAAAAAGUAAUUAGAGCUCUAAUAAAUCCCUGAGAAUGUCUGUUUACUGUACCAAUGGAUCAAACAGUUUUGACAUAAUCAUAGUGGCUUUUAUUUCACUUAGAGAUUUAAACACAAUUUGACACAUAGAUAAUUUACUCCCUAGUAUUAGUUUGGUUUAUGUUGAGGGUAGGUCUAUUUUUAACUUUUUCAUACGCUUUAGGUAUAACACCAACUUCAAGAUGCUAACAUUUCCUUUCAAUAUUGUGCUUUCUAGUUGAUCUACUGACUUCACAAUGUCUGAAAUCAGAUUCAGCAAUCUCACUUGGGAUCAAGUUAUAACACUGAAUCAAGUGUUAGAUGAAGUAAUUCCAGUCCAUGGAAGGGGGCAUUUCCCCACAUUGGAGGUAAAACCAAAAGAUAUCAUUCAUGUUGUGAAAGAUCAACUAAUAGGGCAAGAAAUUAUUGUUAAGCAUACCCGAUUGAAUGGUUCCACAGCCAGCUACAUCCUUGCAAGCCACAAUGGAAUCAGCUAUAAGGAUCUAGAUAUUAUUUUUGGUGUUGAACUAACAAGUGAUCAGCAAUUUCAGGUUGUUAAGGAUACAGUUCUAGGUUGCCUGCUUGACUUUUUACCGGAAAGUGUUAAAAAGGAAAAGAUCACUCUAAAGACCAUGAAAGAGGCUUAUGUGCAGAAGAUGGUCAAAGUUUGCAAUAAGCAUGAUCGUUGGAGUCUCAUCUCUCUUUCAAAUAAUACUGGGAAGAAUGUAGAGCUAAAAUUUGUGAAUUCACUCAGACGACAAUUUGAGUUUAGUGUAGAUUCCUUUCAAAUUGUUUUGGAUCCCAUGUUAGAAUUCUACAGUGACAAAAAUGCUAAGCUAACCAAAGAAUCCUAUCCUGCUGUGGUAGCUGAAACUAUGUAUGGAAACUUCCAAGAAGCAAUGACACAUUUGCAAUACAAGCUGAUAUCUACCAGAAAACCUGAAGAGAUUAGAGGUGGUGGCCUUCUGAAGUAUAGCAACUUGCUAGUUCAUAAUUUUAAGCCAGCUUGUGAAGCAGAAAUCAAGAUUCUGGAACGUUAUAUGUGUUCUAGAUUCUUCAUUGAUUUUCCUGAUGUAGCAGAACAGCAAAAGAAGAUUGAAUCAUAUCUCCACAACCAUUUCAUAGGUGAAGAAAAUAACAAGUAUAACUACCUUAUGACCUUGUAUGGAGUUGUGAAUGAAAGCACUGUUUGCCUCAUGGGUUAUGAGAGAAGACAGACCCUUAAUAUGAUCACCCUUAUGGCUUUAAAAGUACUUGGAGAGCAGAAUAGUCUACCCAAUACACACAAUGUAAUUUGCUUUUAUCAGCCUGCUCCAUACUUUGCUGCUGAGGGAGGGUACCCUACUUAUUGUGUAACAUCAAGACCACCACCUAUUUACUUGCAGCUAUAUUGCCCACCUCACAUUCAUGUGCCAAAGGGUAUGUUUUAAAAACCACACAUGCAAAAGAAACUUCACUUUAACUAAACACCUCUUAAAAACAAGUUUCCAAAU